ACACUAAAUUAAGGAUUUAGUAGAAGUGAAAGGAGGGGAAACAGGUACACUAAAUUAAGGGUUUAGUAGAAGGGUUUAGUGGAAGUGAAAGGAGGGGAAACAGGUACACUAAAUUAAGGAUUUAGUAGAAGUGAGUGGAGGGGAAACAGGAACACUAAAUUAAGGGUUCAGUAGAAGUGAGAGGAGGGAAAACGGGUACACUAAAUUAAGGGUUUAGUAGAAGUGAGUGGAGGGGAAACAGGUACACUAAAUUAAGGAUUUAGUAGAAGUGAGGGGAGGGGAAACAGGAACACUAAAUUAAGGGUUCAGUAGAAGUGAGAGGAGGGAAAACGGGUACACUAAAUUAAGGGUUCAGUAGAAGUGAGGGGAGGGGAAACGGGUACACUAAAUUAAGGGUUUAGUAGAAGUGAGGGGAGGGGAAACGGGUACACUAAAUUAAGGGUUUAGUAGGAGAGGAGAAGAAACAGGUGCACUAAAUUAAGGCAUAAAGGGACGGAGUCCUACACUAUUAAUUCUAACCACUUUCUCGUGUUGCAGAUCCAGAGACUCACAACUGGGCCCUGGGAAAGCCAGCCAGCCAGUCAUCGGACUACCGGAAAGUGGCGGACGCUGCCCACGUCGUCGAUGGCGACUACAAUGGCGAGUACUCCGACGGCCACUGUUCACAUACAGCAUUCGGGGACAAACACCCAUGGUGGAUGGUGGACUUAGAAGACACUCUACUGGUUAAAGAAGUCACAGUAUUCAACCGUCAGGAUUGUUGUCGUGAACGACUCCACGACUUCUACGUUGAAGUUUUAAAGGACCCUAAGGAGACUUCGCCUGCCUUGUGUUAUCACCAAGUAUCAGCAGUAGAGGAGUCAGCCUCCUUUGUUUGUCCAAAACCAUUGGAGGGGCGGUACGUCCGGAUCAGGAAAGAUAACCUCUUGCAAAAAAAUGACGUCCUUACGCUGUGUGAAGUAGAGGUGAAGGCAAGGAAACCAGUCUGCCAAAAAGAAUACGACAAAAUAGUAGAAACUCAGCUGGCGAAGUGGUGCAGUAGUUAUUUCGUGAGGUCUUUAUGCCGGUUAACAUGUGCAAUUUGCCGUCAAGGAAGCCCGAACUGUGGUGAUAAACACGAUCGGCUUUGUAGAUACUGGCCACGUCGAUCAAGGCACGACGCACAGCAAGUCUUUUGUGCCGAUGCAACUAAACGACAGACCUGCUCAACAAUAUGUACCAUUGAUUUUAGAGAAGAAACCAGGUAUUAGAGGAGCAUUGCAAUUACUGCCUUAUGGGGACAUGGGAUCAGAAGGGCACCGCGACAAUUUCGAGGACAAAUCAGGACAAAUACGGGAAAUAAAGAACUUUUUAUGGAGCAUGAACGAAAAACGAAAAAUAAUAUAUAAUAUAUUAUAUUAAGAUAUAAGGAUCUAUUUUAUGAAAAGUUUUGUUCAUUUGUUGUUUUUACACACACACACACACACACACACACACACACACACACACACACAUUUCUCAAAUAUGCCUUAAAGGCCAUAAAUAGAUAAUUAUAAGAAUUAGUUACAGAGCUAAAUUUGGUGUUUAAAUGUUUGGAACAAUAAACCUUAUGUUAAUAAAUAAUGUAUGUGGCAACAAUGUAGUUAAUGUUUACCAACAAUGGCGAAAUGUGCAGAAAAACAUCAAAACUUAAUUUUCAUUUGACAGUUGGUGUACAAAAGUGCCUAAUAUUUCUAAACCUCAAUUAUAUCUUGUAUAUCUAUAUCGGAAAUUGUCUUGAUAUUAGUACAUUUAGUAUUAACAGUAUUACAGCACAGACGAAGAGCUGACGAUCGCUAUAAAAUGAAUAACUUACAGUUAAAAUGUCUGGCGGUGAAGAGUUAGUAGUGACAUACUGAAUUUUAUGAGGAUAUCGGCGGCAGAAAGAAAAACAAAACAGCAUGCAAUUAAAUAAAAUAAAAAAACACAACAAAAAACCCACAAAACAACCCCAAUACCAUUCACAACAUGUAGCUAGGUUACAGUAGACCUGGCUCACGGUGUCCUAAUUGUAAGGCUAAUUGAUGAUCCUGCAAUAAAGAAUGUCCAUUCGA
This is a messenger RNA of Gigantopelta aegis, 2072 nucleotides long. RefSeq lists its product as uncharacterized. The transcript is spliced from 4 exons. Bases 699 to 1250 code for a protein of 183 amino acids. The record is from RefSeq and is a predicted model, not a curated record. Lineage: Eukaryota; Metazoa; Mollusca; Gastropoda; Neomphalida; Peltospiridae.